AUGGCCCUGGGUCCUCUCUUCCUGGACACUUCAGGGAUCUGGUGGCAGGACCCGCCGUCCCUGGCAGCGGUGGAGGCGUCCUGGGACGUGACAGAGAUGGCAGCUCUGCGGAAGGCUGCAGACGACAACUCGGACCUGAGCCAUCUGGAGAGGGACAGGGCGGAGGAGCUGGCUGUGCCGGACCCAGAGCUGGAGGCCAUCAAAGCCCGAGUGCGAGAGAUGGAGAAAGAGGAUGAGAGGCUGAAGGAGUUGCAGCUGGAAGCUGAGAGCCGCCUCAUCGUGAGCUCGGAGGCAGGUCUCUUCCCAAAGACAACCCAGGAGAAGAUGGAGGUUGACCAGCGAUCCAUCUACGUGGGCAAUGUGGACUAUGGGGGCACGGCGGAAGAGCUGGAGUCUCACUUCAACAGCUGUGGGCAGAUCAACCGAGUGACCAUCCUCUGCGACAAGUUCUCGGGGCAUCCUAAAGGGUACGCCUACAUCGAGUUUGAAGAGAAGAGCUCCGUGAAGGCUGCGGUGGAGCUGGACGAGAGUGUGUUCAGAGGCCGUGUCAUUAAGGUGCUGCCCAAGAGGACCAACAUGCCGGGCAUCAGCACUACUGACCGUGGGGGCUACCGGGGCCGAUUCCAAGCCCGGGGAGGGCUGGCCCAGCGGGGAGGCUACUACGGAGGGCAGCACCCGAGGGUGCGAGGGAGGACAUACAGGGGUCGGGCAAGGCUGCUGCCUUGGUAUUUUCCAUACUAG
Messenger RNA from Aptenodytes forsteri (emperor penguin), 741 nucleotides. It is a transcript of the gene PABPN1L, whose product is annotated as poly(A) binding protein nuclear 1 like, cytoplasmic. The transcript has 8 exons. Gene Ontology annotation, molecular function: RNA binding. The record is from RefSeq and is a predicted model, not a curated record. The coding region runs from base 1 to 741 and encodes 246 amino acids. Lineage: Eukaryota; Metazoa; Chordata; Aves; Sphenisciformes; Spheniscidae.